GAAUUGUCAAGUCGUCACGGAAACAGUCGAGUGUUUGUUUUGGUUUUGUCGAGUUAUAUCGAAGGAUUGCCAGGAAGCACAUGGGCGGCAAUACAUGUAAACUAAUAGCAAAUUAACCUACAAAACGUUCCAAGAAAAGAGGAGCUUACAUAAAAAAAAUAUACCCCUAUUCACUACCAGCCGACCACACACACACAAAGAAAAACUAACAACAUUAUAACAAAAGGUUUCGACGGUACUAUUAAAGCAGCACGGUCCCGAAAGCGCAGUCGCGCGUCCGCGCUAGCUAGUCUUGAGUGGUCGAUCCUAACCCUAACCCUAUCCCUAACCCUAACCCUGUCUCUAACCCUAUCCCUGUCUCUAACCCUAACCCUAACCCUGUCUCUAACCCUAACCCUAACCCUAUCCCUAACCCUAACCCUGUCUCUAACCCUAACCCUAACUCUGUCUCUAACCCUAACCCUAACCCGCGUGUGCAAAUGAAUACGUGUUUAGGGUUAGGGUUAGGAUCGACCACUCACAACUAGCUAGCGCGUUCGGGACCGUGCUGCUUUAGUAGUACCGGUUCCGACAUUUAUUGCCAGUAGCGGAAUCCCUGCAAAACCUAAAUUCUCCCCUCCUCCCAAUCACGAAGGACAAGUGCCCUUCUCCAUCUGUCAUUAACCUGUCUCCCGACCCAUGCUCAAAGUAACGCCAUUUAUGAGUAAUGUUUAUCACAUAGCAACCGUAUAGCUUCUGCGCCUUAUGCUCUUACUGCAUCGCUUUAAUUAUAUCUUAGGAAGAAAGUAGCAACAGAUGUUUCACAUAAUUGCAAGUAACACGACACCACUUUCGAUGCUAAUAUUUAGUCGGAACAUAUAUACACAACAGGCACGGACAUAAUUUUUUUAAAUAUAUCUAAAAGUUAUUAAGUAUAAAAUUUAAUAGAAAUAAGUAUCUAGAAAAAAAAAAUUAAUUAUAAAAUAAAUUCUUGAAAAUAUUUUUGUUAAGCAGACUAAAACUGACAGGCAAAAAGACACGGUGGGCGUGUCGAAACUAUACCGUUAGGUGACUGACUCAUCCGGAUUCUAGCUCAUAUAAAAUUAUGCAAGUAUUUACUUAACUUUUGAAAGAAUCAAAGUCUUAAUUUCUGAAGAAGGAAGUCGUAGGACAUCAUUCAAAUUAAUUUUCAUUGCGUUAUCAGCUAAAAAUAUCUCCUUUCAGGAAUGAUCAGAAAAUGGUGGAAUUGUUGCUGUCCCAGGAUCAAAUACAACUGAAUAUUCAAGACUAUGAUGAUAAACAAACACCAUUGCAUCAUGCUGUCUCCAAUGGACAUGUGGGACUGAUUCAUGCUUUAGUGUCGAAAGGGGCUGAUGUUAAUGUUGGUGAUAUGUAUGGAGUUACUUCUCUUCAUCUAGCCUUGAAGAAAAGGAAGUUUGAAUCUGAGACUAAACACAUUGAAGCCUUAGAUAAGUGCUGUUUAAAGCUUGGUCUUGUUAAAGAAGCCAGACUUUCUGCUGCUGUAGUGGUUAGCUAUCUAGCAGAGCAAGGAGCAGACCUAUAUUGUAGAAACAUCUACAAUACCAAACCAAUUGAUCUCAUUGAAGAUAAAGAUCUGAAAUGGAAACUAAAAGAACUUUACCCACCUCGAUUGGAGAAUCCAUUGUGUAGUGAUAGUCAUGGCAGUGAACAUGAAGUGACAGAUUCUCAAAAACUGGAUGACAAGGACAUUCUCAUUAUAGCAAAACUAUUAGCAAACACAUGGCGGCAAGUUGGAAUUUUUCUGGGGUUAAAAAGUACACAACUAGAAAAUAUCAGGUCUGAUAAUCCUUUUGACAUAGAAGAACAGUGCUUCCAAAUGUUAAGAAGGUGGUUCCUGAGUUCCUGAUCAGAGAAAAGUCCUCUUGAUAUUCUAAAAAAAGCUCUCAACGAUGCAGAGUGUUUUGAAGCUAUUCACUAUUUAUCGACUAAAAAAAGUUAACGUAACAAGGUGUAUUCCUGAAGUUUAGAGAUUUUUUUAAGGAGCAACAUUAACUUCUAAGUUUUGUACUCUAGCCCCUUUGUGAAGGUGUCCAAGAUCCUUGUCACAACCUCUUUCAUCUUCUUAAAGCCUUCAAAUCAAUUGCCCCUGAGGUUCUCCUUCAGCUUGGGGAACAGCCAAAAGUCACAGAGAGCAAGGUCUGAGAAGUAGGGAAGGUGAGAGACAGUUUCUGCACCUGUUUCUGUCAAGUAAGUUGGUUACCAGGAUGGAAUUAUGGACUGGUGCUGGUCCCACCAACCCAAGUGGAAGAACUCUGGCCUUCUGUGACAAAGUUGUUUCCUGAACUCUUUCAAAACCUCCAAAGAGUACUUUUUUGUUGACCAGAGAGAACCCAGUGGAUGUAGAUGAUAACCUUGUUGAAAAAGCGGGGGAUCAUCAUGAGCUUCCUGGUGGACUUGCUUUGCCUGGCUUUCUUGGGCCUGGAGGUCUCUUGUCUCUUCGUCUAUAGAUCAUAAUAGAUUCAGAGACUCAAGUACUCUUGGAUUAGAGACAAUGAGUUCAACUAUCUCCCUGCUGUCAACAAUGCAUCUUUUUAUUUGUUGGUUACUAAGUGCCCUGGGAACAAACUUUAUACAAAUUUUAACCAUGUUCUGAUUUUUAUGAGUAAUUUUGUGUAUAGUUGGUACACCAACUCCAUACUCUAUUGUCUUUAUAGACACAUGACAGUCUUUAUCCAGAAAUUUUCAAAUUUUCUCAACCAGCUUUGAUGUUAUAGCAUCCCUCUCUACUCUUGAGAGAACAGCCUUGAACUUCUUGUGACUGAAAAAACAGUGCUUCAUACAAGUUAACUCAUGAACUGUCUGGAGCAUCUCAUAAGUUUUUGUAGCAUUGUUGCAAGUUUAACACAAAACUUUAUCACAUAGUGAACAUCCAAAUUGUCUUCAUGUCCUGACUGCAGUCUGCAAACAAGACAGCUGUGACAAUUAGUGUUUAGUAGAAAUGCUACUCUUAAAAAAAAGGUUUCUAAACUUCUCGAAUGCAUCUUGUAAAUGUUCUUGUUGUUUGGCUUCAGGCUAACCUUGAUGGAGCACAUCUAUAAUUAGUCAUUCUAUUCAUGACAAACUUGUCUUUUUUUUUUGUGUGUGUAUGUGAUGAAUUGAGGACCACAUUAUCCAGAGCCUCUUUGUUUAAAAAAAGUGGUAGGGUGUGACUUGAGGGGGAUUUGGCUACCAUUUCUAGCAUGUACCUCUGGUCAGUAGAGAUAAGCUUUUGAAAUAAAGAUGAAUUUAAAAAACCAUAA
Messenger RNA from Octopus bimaculoides (California two-spot octopus), 3260 nucleotides. RefSeq lists its product as uncharacterized. Gene Ontology annotation, cellular component: BRCA1-A complex; BRCA1-BARD1 complex. Gene Ontology annotation, molecular function: protein binding; ubiquitin-protein transferase activity. Gene Ontology annotation, biological process: signal transduction; protein K6-linked ubiquitination. Lineage: Eukaryota; Metazoa; Mollusca; Cephalopoda; Octopoda; Octopodidae. The record is from RefSeq and is a predicted model, not a curated record.